Messenger RNA from Colletes gigas, 2763 nucleotides. RefSeq names its product synaptogenesis protein syg-2-like. Gene Ontology annotation, molecular function: protein binding. The transcript has 15 exons. The record is from RefSeq and is a predicted model, not a curated record. The coding region runs from base 25 to 2763 and encodes 912 amino acids. NCBI's taxonomy places the organism in Eukaryota, Metazoa, Arthropoda, Insecta, Hymenoptera, Colletidae.
GAGAGCGGAAACGGUCGCAGAAAGAUGCGGUGUUGCGUCCUCGUAGUCGUCGUCGCCCUUUUCGACGUCGUCCACGCUCAAGGGGGCCCGCGAACAUUUUCUGCUAGGCCUUACCGAGGAGUGGUAUAUGUUACAGGACCAACUAUAGCAGCGAGGGCGGUUAUUCAGGGUACAGCGGAAUUACCGUGCGACAUACGACCCCCGCGACAAAACGACUCCGCCAUUUUGGUCGUCUGGUACAAAAGCGACAUCACGCCUAUCUACAGUUAUGAUAUGAGGGGCAAACAUUCCGAAAAGGCUUCCCACUGGAACGACAAAGACCAUCUGAACGACCGGGCGUUCUUCAGGACAAUCACGGAACCGGCGACUUUAAAUAUAAAUCACAUCGAAGAGAAGGACGAAGGUGAAUACAGGUGUCGAGUAGAUUUUGCUAAGAGCCCCACCAGAAAUUCAAGAAUUCACCUCACGGUAAUAGUGCCCCCGCAUAAACCAAACAUUAUCGACGAACAUGGAAAAACCGUGCCAACAGUGGCAGGUCCAUACGUGGAUGGCGGAGUCAUGAAAUUGCAGUGUCUUGUCUCCGGAGGUCGCCCCGAACCAAAAGUGAGAUGGUGGCGCGGGGAAAUGCUUCUGGACUCCAAAGACGAACCAGGGGAGUUCCCUGCUCUUCGUAGGAACACGUUGAUCGUCAACCAGCUCUCGAGAGCUGAUCUUCACGCGGUCUUCACGUGUCAAGCGUCCAACAACAAUAUCAGCCAACCAGCAUCUGCCUCUGUAGCUAUCGAAAUGCACUUGAAACCACUAACCGUGACGAUAAUGAAUAGCGAGCAUGCACUGCUCAGCGCUGAUCGGAAGUACGACAUAAACUGCGUGACCGCUGGUUCAAGACCACCGGCCAAAUUGUUCUGGUACAUAGACGGAAGAAAAUUGACUAACUACACGGAGAAGGUAUCCGAGGACGGUAACAUGACGAGCUCCACGUUAAUCCUGACACCAACUCUACAUGAUCAUAACAAAGUAGUGACUUGUCGGGCAGAAAAUACCAAAGUUCAAGGAGGCACGAUGGAAAACACGUGGAAGUUAAAUGUCUUUUUUAUUCCAAUUUUGCACCUGGAAUUGGGAUCCAAUAUGAAUCCAGACGAUAUAGAAGAAGGCGAUGACGUGUACUUCGAGUGUAAAGUACAAGCUAAUCCUAAUCCUUAUAAAGUGGUAUGGAAACACAACGGAAACGUAAUUCAGAAUAAUGCAAAGAAUGGUGUGAUAGUGCAACAAUAUGGUCUGGCUUUGAGAGAGGUCAAUCGUUCUCAGGCUGGAAAUUAUACUUGUAUUGCUAGCAACGUCGAAGGAGACGGUUAUAGCAAUAACGUAGAACUUAAAAUUAUGUAUAAACCUAUUUGUGUACCAGAUCAGAAGCGUAUCUACGGGGUGACGCGUCUGGAAGAUGCUCGGGUAAUUUGCAGAGUCGAGGCAUAUCCACCACCGGAUAGCUUCCGUUGGACCUUCAAUAAUACCGAAGAAAUGGUGGAUGUGCCCCAAUCAAGUUACAGGAACUCGACUCGCCACACUGAGAGCGUUCUCAUAUACCGACCAGUCACGGAAAUGGAUUAUGGCACAGUAUUCUGCUGGGCUAGUAAUACUGCUGGUCAGCAGAAGAAUGCCUGCGUAUUUCAUAUUAUUCCUGCGGGGAAACCCGAAUCUCCAUACAAUUGUACAUUGUCUAACCAAACUACCAAGUCGCUCUCGGUCGAAUGUUUCCCUGGUUUUGAUGGCGGUCAAUCUCAACAUUUUCUUCUCGAAGUCUUUGACCAGCACACAGGAAAACUCCAAGCGAACAUCACAUCCAAAGAGAACGCGAUCUUUACUGUUCAAGAUUUAGAACCGGGCAAAGUUCUAAAUAUGAUCUUGUACGCGGUAAACGGGAAAGGAAGGAGCGAUCCCACGCUUUUAGAAGGAUUUACUCUAAAAGUUGCGGAAAAGCAAACUGGUACCCCGGUACCAUUCGAGAUCACCCCAUUAUUAGGGGGUUUGAUCGGAGUGGUUACCGCAUUGCUUUUGAUUACCAUCGCUAUUCUGGCAGCUAUGAAAAUCAGAAGUGAAAGAAGAACUCAAAGACCGAGCGAUUUACCGUUAAAAAAAAGUACCGCGCCUAGUUCGGAGGAUCUUUACGAUACCGACGACAGGAAUCCGGAUGUUGUGCCAGUAAAUAAAGGUACGAUUAAACUAAAAGGUUCAGAUUACCAAUUGACGGGAUCAAUGUCCGGCACCCCAUUGGCUGCACAAAACACUCCAGAUGGGCUUCCCCCAUCUUCAAUCUCGGUUCAACAAGUAAAUCAUCUGCAAGGAUUGCAGCCAUAUUCUCACGACUACAAUAAUUAUCCGACUUUACCGUUAUCGGGCGAGAUAACCUAUGCCGAGUUAUGUUUGACGCGACCAACGACAUUAUCGACGUUAGCGACCGAUACGAAAUUGACAAGCAUAAGUGGCGUUGGUGGUUUAAGCACUAUUCAAGGUUACGGGAGCGGAGUAAUCGUAGGCGGAAAGCCAUACACGAAAGAAGCGACGAUCUAUGCUUGCAUAGACCACAACGCUAGGCCGUCGAAAGUUGACGCCUCUAACGGGUCGUCGUGUGUACCGACACCUUUGUCUACAAAGAGUGCAUUCCAGGACUUCAAUGUUUCGACGAUGAGUGGUAAACACCAUCCUUCAAUAGAAAUCGUUACUGUUCGCACGCCGUUAAUAUCGACUCAAGAGAGUUGUGUAUAG